AUGAUGUACAAGAGUAAGCUGCAGGAGCUGUGCCAUGGGAAGAAGUGGGGUUUGCCAAGAUACACGGCCAUGAAGGAUGGACCGGAUCACAACCCUGCCUUCAAGGCCUCUGUAUCUGUAAAUGGCUUCUCCUUUGACUCGCCCGUUGCUUGCAAAUCUUCCAAACAAGCGCAGAACCAAGCCGCCAUGCUCGCUUUCCUCCACUUCACCUCUCCACCUUCUUCUUUUCCUUCUGUUGAGCCUACUGUUACAGCUGAUGAGCAUGCUAUUGAGAGCCCAGAGUUCUUCAACACUUUGAAGGGGCCAGAGCAUGCUGCUGCGAACGCUGUUGAAUCUGGUCAUUACAAGAAUCUCUUACAGGAGUUAGCUCAGAGAGAAGGCUUUUACAUGCCAGCAUAUAAAACUGCGAGAUCCGGUGCAUCUCACUUGCCAACAUUCUCCUCCACUGUGGAAGUUGAAGGAGAGGAAUACUGUGGGAAAGCAGGGACAUCCAAGAAACAGGCAGAGCUGAAUGCUGCAGAAGUUGCCUACAUUGCUUUAAAAGAGCGUGGAUUGAGCCGGGCUACUGAGAUCACUUCCUGCCAUCUGAGAGAAGGUGCUCUCAAGACCACUCAAAGCUCUGACUUGAGAAUGACUGUUGAUUCAGUCAAGAAUCUCAUUCAUGAAGAACAAUUGGUUUCAUCUCCAGCUAUCAAGUAUGAGGAAUGUACUAAACAAAUCAAAGGCACAUUACACGAUUUAUCAGCCAACGCCAAUCUCGAAGCUGAGGUCUCUGAUUCAUUUCAUGCAGUACCGGAAAUGGAUAACAUGAAAGAAACCGGAAAUCCUUCUUCAUGCUCUGAAUCGAUGCUCCCUUCAACUGAAGAAAGCCCUUCCUCUCCAGCAUUUAUACAACCCAAUCUUCCUGCUGUCACAAAUGUAGGGAAAGGUACAGGGGUGAGGAGUUACUUGCUGUGCAACAGGGUUAGAGUUUACACACAAUUUCCUAAUAUUGCAUUCCCUAAUCGCAUAACGGUGCUGCCCAUUAGUGAUGACAAGUGGGUGGCUUUCAGCUUGGAGUUCCCAAAUGAAGAAAGCAAUUAA
Prunus armeniaca (apricot) is the source of this 1083-nucleotide messenger RNA. The record is from the annotation of a GenBank genome assembly. NCBI's taxonomy places the organism in Eukaryota, Viridiplantae, Streptophyta, Magnoliopsida, Rosales, Rosaceae.